CGCGCGACGGCCGUGGCGGCGACGGCCGUGGCGCGCUCCGGGCCCGAGUGUGGGGCGUCCCCGGGUCGGAGCUGCCGCCGUGGCGGCUGCUGCCACAGCCAUGUACCGUAGCGGCGCCCACUCCGCGGUCUCGUCACACCGGCCUAAAGACAGCGGCGGCGGCGGUCCGCGCUCCGGCCGCGGCUCCGGCGCCGCCUCGGGCCCGGUGCGCCGCCCCUCGCCGCCGCCGCCCUCCUGCGCCUCUUCGUCGCGGCCCCCGACUCGCCGGCCCCGCUCGCCCUCGGGCCACCGCAGCCGCCGGGCCUCGCCUUCACCGCCACCGUCGCGGGGUCGCCGCGGGUCCCCGUCCCCGUCCCGGAGCCGCCGGGCCUCUCCGUCCCCGCCACGGGGUCGUCGCGUCUCCCCUUCCCCGCCGCCACCGCGGGGCCGACGACUCUUCCCGCCGGGCCCGGCCAGCUUCCGAGGUAGCGGCCGAGGGGAGUCGCGCUCCGACUUCGCCCGGGACGGCCGCGGAGACCAUCCAGGCGACAGCGGCAGCCGGAGACGCUCUCCUAGUCUUCGUUCUGAUUCUUCUUUGGAACAGAGCUUAAGGAUUACUGUUGGCAAUGACCAUUUCUGUGUUAGCACACCAGAGCGGCGACGGCUUAGUGAUCGGCUGGGCUCACCAGUGGAUAAUCUGGAAGACAUGGACAGGGAUGAUCUGGCUGAUGAUUCUGUCUUCACUCGAAGCUCCCAAAGCUCUCGGGGUCUUGAGAGAUAUAUUUCCCGGGAAGAGCGGCCUCUUAGUCCCUUCUUAGGACAACUUGAUGAGGACUACCGAGCAAGAGAAGCUUUUCUGCAUCGAUCUGAUUAUAGUCCCCAUAUUAGUUGUCAUGAUGAAAUGUUGCGGGGAACAGAACGAAAUAGAGACAAACUCAAAGGCUCCUACUCUAUACGAUCUGAAGAAAGGAGCCGGGAAGUCAAAAGACCUCGUUUUGAUGACAUGGAGAAAAUACACAGCUUGGGAGGGGAUCAUCACUCAAGUUUUACAUCAGGGACUCGAAACUAUCGACAGCGUAGACAAAGUCCAAAUCCUAGGUUUCUAGAUCCUGAGUUUCGAGAGUUGGAUCUUGCAAGGAGAAAGCGAGAGGAAGAGGAGGAACAAAGUAGGAGCUUGAGUCAGGAGUUAGUAGGAGUUGACAGUGGUGGCACUAGUUGUUCCAUCCCUGGAUUGUCAGGUGUUUUAACAACAUCAGAACCAGGUUUUUCUUUGCAUCGGCCUGAAGAAGUAUCUAUUAUGCCCAAGAAGUCCAUUCUGAAGAAACGGAUUGAAGUGGACAUGGAGCCUUCCGUGCAGCCUGAGAAUUUUUGCAGCAGUACCAACUCCAGCCAGGAUCACCCUCUGUACUCCGGGCACUCAUCUCUUCCACUAAGUGGUGCUAUUGCUGCUUUUUCCUCAGAGAUUGAAAACAAGGGGACUGCAGUGGAAACUGCCCUGAAGGAACCUCAGGCCAACCUCUUCCAAUGGGGUCCCCUCCCUGGAAUACCCAAAGAGAACAGUCCUCUCAUAGAAAAAUUUGGAAGUUUUCUGUGCCACAAGGAAAAGUUGGAUUUGAAGGCUGAAGGACCUGAGAGACACAUAGACUUUUUACUACCCCAUGAGCGAGCUAGUCAAGAUGGCAGUGGUUUUUCCCGUAUCCUGAGCAUGCUGGUUGAGUCUACCAGUACACAGGAAAAAAGGCAGUGUAACUUCCCUGACAUUGAAGAUGAGGAAAAAUUUCUCUAUGGGGAUGAAGAAGAGGAUUUAAAGGCAGAAUCCCCACCAAAGUCCAUUGGGGGCUCUGAGAAUAAAGUUAUGAGGCAAAAAACAAGCUCCCUUUCCUCUUCAGCUCCACCUAUAAAGUUAGAAUCUCUAGAAGAGACAAAUCCAGAAUAUGCCAAGAUUCAUGACUUGCUUAAGACCAUAGGGCUGGACAUUGGAGUAGCAGAGAUCAGUAAACUAGCUGCCCGCACCCAAGAACGACUUCAUGGGAAGAAACCAUCAUCACGUUCCUCAGCUGACCGUCGCUCUUCUGUUGACCAGCACUUCUCAGCUGACCGCUGUUCCUCAGUUGACCACCGUUUAUCAACUGAUCAGCACUCUUCAGAUCACCAUAGAUUGGAAAGCAGGGAGUCACACCAUACCAAUACUCACUCCCCAGAGGUGUCCCAUCCACACCCAGCCUCCCCUGUGGAUCCCUAUCUGCUUCCAAAAAACAGCCCUCCAUUCUUAAAGUCUGACCAUCCAGUGGGUCAUAUUUCAGGACCAGAGGUUGUUGGCAGUGGGUUUCAGCCAUCUGUUGCAGUCAGGUGCAUGUUGCCAUCAGCCCCAUCUACCCCAGUUAGACUUCCACCCUCUGCUUCUUUAUCUCAGUUUCAUAUGCCAAGGACUUCUCAGUUUGUUUCAGCUCGGAUACCUCCAAACUACCAGGGAGCUGCCAUUCCUGCUUCCUCUUUUGACACAUAUAGGCACUAUAUGGCAUAUGCAGCCUCAAGAUGGCCUGUGUAUCCUGUCGCUCAACCAUCAAACCACCCUCUACCUGAACCACACAGGAUAAUGCCAGUAGCCAAACAAGCUACUCGUAGCCGUCCCAAUCUUCGUGUGAUCCCCACUGUGACUCCCAAUGAACCCAAACAGAAGAAGUCAGUUCGAGGCUCACUUCCUGCUACCCAAGUGCCUGUCCCGGCUUCUAUCCCAUCACUAAUAAGAUAUAAUCCAGAAAAGAUCUCUGAUGAGAAGAAUCGUGCUUCCCAGAAGCAGAAGGUUAUUGAAGAGAGGGAAAAACUAAAGAGUGACCGAGAAGCUCGCCAGAAGAAAAUGUUCUAUCUCAGGACUGAAUUGGAGCGACUUCAUAAACAACAAGGGGAGAUGCUCCGCAAGAAACGAAGGGAAAAGGACGGUCAUAAAGAUCCACUCUUAGUGGAGGUGAGCCGGCUUCAGGAUAACAUUAUGAAGGACAUUGCAGAGCUACGACAAGAGGCAGAAGAAGCAGAAAAAAAGCAAUCUGAACUGGACAAAGUUGCCCAGAUCUUGGGAAUUAACAUCUUUGAUAAAUCUCAGAAAUCUUCAAAUGACAGUAAAGAGUCGACAGAGAAGCCUGAAAAAGCAGAAAAAUCUAAGAGCCCAGAAAAAGUGUUGCCAUCCUGUACCUCUUCCUCCAACAAGGAAUUAACAGUAAAUAAUGAGAAGUCACGAAUUAAGAGCCCUCAGCCUGCUGAAACCCAGCCAACUACCGAGAAGUCUGAUCAGCUCAUUCCUGCUUAUGAGUACUAUGAUGCUGGCAGUCACUGGUGCAAAGACUGCAAUACUAUUUGUGGGACCAUGUUUGACUUUUUCACCCAUAUGCACAAUAAGAAGCAUACACAGACACUGGAUCCCUACAACAGACCUUGGGCUUCAAAGACCCAGAGUGAGGCCAAGCAAGAUGCUAUAAAGCGCACUGACAAGAUAACUGUUCCUGCAAAAGGCUCAGAGUUUCUAAUUCCUGUCACUGGAUUUUACUGCCAGCUCUGUGAGGAAUUUUUGGGGGAUCCUAUUUCUGGAGAGCAGCAUGUAAAGGGUCACCAACAUAAUGAGAAGUACAAGAAAUAUGUGGAGGAAAACCCAUUGUAUGAGGAGCGGCGGAAUCUGGACCGCCAAGCUGGCUUGGCUAUAGUCCUAGAGACAGAACGGCGACGACAGAAUGAACUAAAGCGCAAACUUAGCGAGAAACCAAAGGAAGAGAAAAAAGAAAAGAAGGCAAAGGUUGUGAAAGAAGUAAAGGAAGAUGACCAGGUCUCUGCAGAAUUGGAGGACCAGCUCUCUGAAGGUGGGAAUUCCCCUGAAAAAGCUGAAAAUAAAAGGAACAUUAGCAUCAAACUCCACGUAAAAGAAGAGGUGAAAAAGGAACCACCAAUAUCAUCAUCUUUUGGAAAAUUCAGCUGGAAGAAAACAGAAAAAGAAGAGGAGAAAAGUUCAGUGGUGGCCCCAAGCAUCCUUAAGGAAGAGGUUGUAGAAAAUAGUAAGGACAAGGAAGAUAUCAAAGCUGAAACUGGAAAGGCAAAGCCCAUCAAAAUUAAGCUUUCUGGGAAAACUGUUGUUGCACACACCAGCCCCUGGAUGCCUGUUACAACUUCAACACAGACUAAGAUUCGUCCCAACCUGCCUAUCCCAUCUACAGUACUCCGUAAAUCAAGUUCAGCCACAGUGAGCAAGCCCGCUCCUCUUAAUACCUUUCUGUCUAUCAAGUCCCCUGGAACCACUGCUAAGCCUCUGCCAGUGGUUAAAGAGUCUUCAUCUGAUCUCCUCUUGCCUCCAGAUAUCAUCUCCAAAGCUUUUGGUGGGGAAGAGGUGAUUCUAAAAGGUUCUCCAGAGGAAAAAACGGUGCUGGCUGAAAAGAAUGAGCCAUCCCACAUACCUGAGCAAAUGUUGCCACCUCCUCCACCUCCCCCACCCCCACCCCCUCCGCCACCCCCAGUUAUACCUCAUCCAGUUGCUCCAACUCCUACUCAAGUAAAUGCUGCCUUGGCUCCUGUAAAAUCCAACUCAGUUGUGUCUCAGACUCUUAGUUCUGGUUUUCUAGGUUCAAACAGUUUGAAUCCAGAGAUACCUGUAACCAUCAUGUCCUCAGCACAGCCAGCUGCCAUUCCUUCUGAUGAAACGGCUCCUGGGGUGAGUGAGAGUGAUCAGGACCAGACUCUGCUCUCUGUAUUAGUACGUCCUCCACCACCUCUCUCAAGUGUUUUCACUAAACAAGCCAAAAAAUUGGAGAAACGAAAUCCAUGCUUAGCCACAGCCAAUGCUAAGGACCUAUAUGACAUAUUCUACAGUAGUGGUGGAAAAGGAGCCCCUGAGACUAAGCUGGGUUGUGGCCCAUUGGCCAAUGGGGAAAAUAGCAACCUCUCUAAAACUGAAAGUUCAGAUACCUCUUCUGCCUUGAACAGCAGUGCAUCCCAAGAGGAGUUACCUCAAGAUAGGGAUUUGGUCACUGCACCUGUAGUCAGCAACUCUGAAAAUCCCACUGCAAAAACUCUGGUGUCCAUAGGGAAGUGGUCAGGUGUAGAGCAUGUAGACUCAAAAGGCAGAGACAGCAGCUAUGGCUUCUUACAGCCUUUGACAAGGUUGUGCCAAAACAGGCCUUAUGACACUGUUACCCCAAAGACUGAUACUUUGGCCUCAUGGACUUCUAGCUCCCUCCAGAGUGACACUAAUAAAGAUAGACCUCCACAAGGAAAAAUUGAGUUUGGCCUGGGAGAGCCAGUACCACCUGGCAUAGACCUACCUCCUCAGCGAGACACAGAUAUACACUGUCAUACCAAGGACUCUCAGAAGUUGGUAAAAGUUCACCUUAUAGAUUCUGAUAACCAAGAUAAGGGGAGCCAAGAGCUCCACCAAUCUGAGAACUGUGGACAAAGUGAGAUAGAGACAAAUACUUUACCAGAGCAAAGGGUGGAAGUUGAAGAGGGAGUAAGUGCCCACAUUGUGCCCCAUACCCCCAGCUUAACAGAUUCUACUUUAAAUCAUAAGAACAGAUGGGAAGGAGAAGUAGAACAGCCUAAAUUGGUUGACCAAGAAAAAGAACAAUCUAAGAACUUGAUGACAGGACCUGAAACCACCAGUAAAGUAGUAAUAGAAUUGAGUAGUGCACAGGCAUUCUCCUCCACAAAAGCAGAAAUAGAUGCAUUUCCAUCAGAAACAAGAUCUUUACUCCAUAAUCCACAAGAUAUACCUAGAAUUUCUGCCCCAGAAUUGCUGCUUGAGUCUCCAACCAGAUCAGAUAUGUGUUUAACAGAUAGUCCCCAGAAGAAAGGAGUUACCAUCGAUAGUCAAGAGUGGCUUGAAAAUUCUGCGUCUAGGACUUCUAGGUACAGAACCCUCAAAUUCAAGAAAGAAAGAUCAAAAGAUUUUCAAGGUAAAAUGAUCUACAAGCCUUCUGUUUGGAACAAGAAGCCAGAGAAACCAGAAAUGGAAGUUGCGGAGCCACAAGAUGUCUGUCUAGAACAGACAGUGACAAUAGAAACUGAGGCCAAGGAGCUUGCUGCCCAGGCGAAUCUGGGAGGUAGGCAUGCUGAUUUCUGCAGUACUCAGGUAGCACAUGGAUCCCCAAGUACCCUGUCUCAGAAAGUAUAUGAAGAAAAUUCUGUAUCACCUUUAAGAUAUAAUCCCUCUAUCCCCAAUGACUUUGAACCAAACUCAUCUUUCUCUGGGUUUCCUUUAGACUCUCCCAAAUCCCUGGUGCUUAACUUUGAAACAGAGGGCGAACACAACUCAUCUAAUCCCACAAAUGGGAAAAUCCCUUCUAACUAUUUGAAAACUGGACUUUCUGUAGAAAAUGUUGACUGUGGCUUGGGAGGCCUAGAAGGAACACACCAGGCCCUUGACCUUUUGGCAGGGGGAAUGUUGUCUGAGGAAGUUGAAGAAGCUUCACAAUUGAAGAAGCAAGAUUCACUCACAUUGGAAUCCAAAACAGUUAGUCCUACAGGCCUUGGGCCAUCUUCUUGCCUUCCAGACCUUGUUGACUUUGUCACACGGACAUCCGGAGUUCCAAAAGAGAAACUAUGUUCUCCGCUCUCUGAUCCAGAUGACCCUCUUAAGUGUAGUUCCCUGGAGAUGGGACCACUGCAGCUAGAAAUUUUGGAUGCAUCCAUUCCAGAAGUAGCAGUUGGUCUAACCGAUGAGGACAGUGAAAAUUCUUUGAAUUUGGUAAAAGCUCCAACUUCAGGGUCCCUUUCAAAGGAACAGAUAGUUGGAGGCAGUACAAUCCCUCAAAUAACUGAACAAGAAGCUGCCACUGAUGCCAUCGAGGCCCACACACAAGCCAGUGUUCAUAAAUAAUAAACAAAUAAUACCUAGGGCUGCUUGUGGAUCAGUCAAAUUGGCUUCUAGAAACCAGAAACCUAGAUGAUCCAGGACAAGUUGGCAAUUUCAUCUGGAACCUAUACCAAGACAUGAAACUUAAGAAAAUUUACCUCUU
This is a messenger RNA of Perognathus longimembris pacificus (Pacific pocket mouse), 6971 nucleotides long. It is a transcript of the gene Znf318, whose product is annotated as zinc finger protein 318. Gene Ontology annotation, cellular component: nucleoplasm. Gene Ontology annotation, molecular function: nucleic acid binding; zinc ion binding. Gene Ontology annotation, biological process: positive regulation of DNA-templated transcription; negative regulation of DNA-templated transcription. The record is from RefSeq and is a predicted model, not a curated record. Lineage: Eukaryota; Metazoa; Chordata; Mammalia; Rodentia; Heteromyidae.